GUUAUUUAUAGUUGUACGUUGUGACAUGUGAAGUCCAUGAAACCGAUAAUUUUGUUGCUUUCGAUUUUUUCUCAAAGGUAACAGAGUGAUUGAUUCUUGAAGCUCAGAAAGCUAUGGCGGAUGAAGUGAGGAACGGGAAUGGCAGCGCUUGUUGCCGCCAUGGACCGGGCUACGCUACUCCUCUCCAAGCUAUGUCCGGCCCCAGAGAGACUCUGAUUUACGUCACCGCCGUUUACUCCGGGACUGGGAGAAACAAGCCCGAUUAUCUGGCUACAGUGGAUGUUGAUCCUAAUUCUCCUAAUUAUUCUAAAGUUACCCAUCGAUUGUCUUUGCCGUAUAUUGGGGAUGAAUUACAUCAUUCUGGGUGGAAUUCAUGUAGCUCUUGCCAUGGAGAUCCUUCUGCAGAUCGCCGUUUUUUGAUCCUUCCGUCGCUUUUGUCAGGCCGAAUAUAUGUGAUCGACACGAAAUCAAAUCCCACUGCUCCAUCUUUGCACAAGGUUGUUGAACCUGAAGACAUCAUACAGAAAACUGGAUUAGCUUUCCCACACACGUCUCAUUGCCUCGCUUCUGGAGAUAUAAUGGUGUCAUGCUUAGGAGAUAAAGAUGGAAAUGCAGAAGGAAAUGGGUUCCUUCUUCUCGAUUCAGAAUUUAAUGUCAAGGGAAGGUGGGAAAAACCAGGGAAUAGUCCCCUGUUUGGAUAUGACUUUUGGUACCAACCACGGCACAAGACAAUGAUUAGCUCAUCAUGGGGUGCCCCAUCUGCUUUCGUAAAAGGUUUCAACCUUCAACACGUUGCCGAUGGUCUCUACGGGAAGCAUCUUCAUGUGUAUAGUUGGCCUGAUGGUGAAUUGAAACAAACAUUGGAUCUUGGAGACACCGGUCUUCUACCCUUGGAAACACGAUUCCUCCACGAUCCUUCCAAAGAUACAGGUUAUGUUGGUUGUGCAUUAACAAGUAACAUGGUGCGUUUUUACAAGAAUCAAGAUGAUACAUGGAGUCACGAGGUUUCCAUUUCAGUGAAACCAUUGAAGGUUCAAAAUUGGAUACUUCCUGAAAUGCCUGGUCUCAUUACUGAUUUUCUGAUCUCGCUCGAUGAUCGAUUUCUGUACUUUGUGAACUGGCUACAUGGAGAUGUGAGACAGUAUGACAUUGAGGACCCUAAAAGUCCUAAGUUAGUGGGUCAAGUGUGGGUUGGUGGACUGAUCCAAAAGGGCAGUCCUGUGGUAGCUGAGGCAGAAGAUGGUACAACAUUUCAGUUUGAUGUCCCUGAAAUCCAGGGACAACGUUUGAGAGGGGGACCUCAAAUGAUACAGUUAAGUUUGGAUGGGAAACGUCUUUAUGUGACGAAUUCCCUUUUCAGCACUUGGGAUCGUCAGUUUUAUCCUGAGUUGGUUGAGAAAGGUUCUCAUAUGCUGCAGAUUGAUGUUGAUACACACAAAGGUGGGCUCACUGUUAACCCGAAUUUCUUUGUGGACUUUGCAACCGAGCCCGAUGGUCCUUCCUUGGCCCACGAGAUGAGGUAUCCUGGAGGUGAUUGCACUUCAGAUAUAUGGAUUUAGCUUUAAAGCAUGUAUGUUUAUGAAAUUUCUCAAGAGAACAACUAAACUUUGAGCAUGAAGCAUGAAGAUUUAUGCUCCUUCAAUUCAGUGUUUCAUACUGUAUGUUUCUGUUGCUGUGUUUAUAAUAAUGAAAUUAAUAAAAUGUUGAUGAUGGAAGUAGGUACGGUUUUACAUA
Molecule: messenger RNA, 1734 nt
Organism: Benincasa hispida (wax gourd)
Lineage: Eukaryota; Viridiplantae; Streptophyta; Magnoliopsida; Cucurbitales; Cucurbitaceae
Product: selenium-binding protein 2-like
Molecular function (GO): selenium binding
Source: RefSeq, a predicted model, not a curated record